AUGAGAAAAGAAAGAAGAAAAUCCUCCAGCUGGACUCGACAAAAUAGUGAAAUAAACUUUUUCUUAAAUUCUCCGUCACCUACUCCAAUAUCCUUUUUUCGCUUAACUCAUCCAAAUCAACGUGGACGAGCUAUUGCGAAAUAUAAAAAGGGUCUUGUCAUUGCUAUGAAACGUAGCAAAGGCUCAAAUCUUGCUAAACUGAAAGCCCUGGAUAGUGACGUAGAGACUAUACAACGAGACUGGGAAAUCUGGUUAAAGGAAAAGAAAGCGAUUUUAGCCUGUCGAAACAAUCAUGAUGCGAACUUGCGAAUUCAACAAGACUUUGCUAUAACGAUGGAGACAAUCGCUGGUGCAACCAAAAGCGAGACUGGGGAACAUAAUAAUUUUGCUUCAGGAAGUCAUCGUAUGAAAAGAUCGGAUGAAAAUAAUGCAUCUGAUUCAUCCUACCGUACUGAAUCAGAGGAAUCAAAUGAUGAUAGUGAACUUGAACAAAAAGAAAAAAUUAAGUUUCAGUACGAAUGGCUUAGUGGACCCGGUAUAAAAGAGUCUACAUUGAUUGAAUGCGCCAUUAAGUGGACUGUCGGCACUAUUGAUGUUUCAAAUAUACUAUUAGAAUAUCGUAAUUUGUCAAUCAAAAAAGCAUCGGAGAGAAAAAUUGAAAAUGCUGUUGAAAUGCUUUCUCUUAAUUAUAUAUUCCUAUUGGAUGAGAAUUUAUCGACUGGGAUCUCGGAAAUGAUUGGCACCGCAGCACUUAGAGCGAUCUUCGAAAAUAUCAGAAGCGAAUAUACUAAUACUCCAUGUCAUUUAUCGGAUAAAGAUAUAGCAAAAAACAACUUCCAAGGCCGCAAGUCAUUACUUAGGAAAUGGCAGAAGGAAGUCAAAGACAAUGAUAACGAUUUAGUCUUAGAAGUUUUUGAAUCGAUUAACACGAACAGAGCAGAUGCGCGAGAAGAUUCAUUCGUUCAUGAAGUCUUUGCACCAAUAAUUUUACCUUUUUUCGUAAAUGACGAUCUAAUUUGUGAAUGGUCCUCAGAUGUUUUGAAUCCAUCAACCCACAGAAAACGUAAAUUUGAUCCUAUUCUCCAGGGAAGAAAAGCAGACUUUUCUGCUUACACACAAAUUAAAGGCAACAGAUACUAUCUAUUGGUCUCCGAAAUAAAAUCCGCCAGAUAUAUUUCUUCAAAGAAAGUUAAUUUUGUGGAUUGUGAUUUAGUAAAAAUUGGAAAUGAAAUGAAGGAUAUGCUUGAUAAGUGCAUUGAAGAUGGUGCGAAAACCAGAGAUUUGACUAUUUGUAGCAUGCUUGUUGAAGGUUUUCAGUGCAGUGUGUUUGUAAUGGACCUGAAGUUUGACGCAAUAUAUCGAAUGAUACUCUUGGGAAAGUUUUUCCUUCCACAAAAUAUUCAUAAUCUUAGUGUACUUCCUACAGCAAUAGAAGAACUAAUGCAGAUAAAGGACAUUGUUUCCCGUUCCGCUGAGCUUUGCGUUCAAAGUUUAUCCCGAUGCAAUAAAGAUUCAAGUAUCACAUCUACUGUACCCGCCACGCCCUUACGCAAUGGGAUGAUGCGACCAUCUUUCCACACGCCAAUGAAGGUACCAAUUAAGAAAAUUUCUUAA
Molecule: messenger RNA, 1614 nt
Organism: Paraglomus occultum
Lineage: Eukaryota; Fungi; Glomeromycota; Glomeromycetes; Paraglomerales; Paraglomeraceae
Source: the annotation of a GenBank genome assembly